AUGAGCUGCUCCGAGUGGAAUGCCUUGAAAGGCGAAAUCCAACGCUUGUACAUCCAGGAGAACAAGAAACUGGCCGAUGUGAUGCAGAUCCUGGAGACUACGCGUGGCUUUCGAAAGACAAGGCGACAAUAUGAACGGAAACUCAAGAUGUGGAAAUUCGAGAAAUACCAGAUGACCACUGAUAAGUGGAAGGCUGUUCGACGGAAGGUCGAAAAGCGACGAAAGAACAAUAAACAGAGUGACGUGUACAUUAAUGGAGUCCGUUGUCCAUCGCCAAAGCUACGAAGGGAACUGUCACGAACAUUUGAGUCAACCCUUGAAAGACUCGUAUCUGCCCCGUCACCUCCGAUGCCUGAAGGGAUAGUUGUUUGCUCCCCUCCAUCUUUCGCCGGGCCCUCAGGACAGGUGAGCCUGCCAUGGCAGAGAUUCUUGCAUGGGUUUCAGAUGAAAAGAAGCAAAGGGCUUAUGCUGGCUAAUCCUACCUCAUUUUGGUCUAUGCCGCUGCAGACCACAAUGUCAAUGAAUAGCCCCGAUCGAAGUAUCAUGCCCGCUUUAGUCGCAUGGCUGGCGGACCCUGCCUCCAAUGCCACGUCGAGGACGGCACCCAGUGUGAAAGCAAAAGCAAGCCUCCGUCUAUUGAUGCCUGGACCAUGCGACCAUGAAAAUAUCUGUCACAUUGACUGGACCAUUGCCAGCGAAAGCGAACCUCAUAUGGAGAAAUAUCUGAUUUUUCUUUUCCUACUGUCCAAUAAGUUUAUACAGGUCGGUGGACCACGGCAGCAAGGAAUGGACCAACUAGUUCUAAAGCUUCUUUGUGAAGCGGGAACCAAUACGUCUCGGAAGAUUAAGGAUAUUUGCUCUGUCAAUGGUGUCGCAACUGAAGCAAUUGCUGAGGUGCUUUUUGGAGCAGCAGUCAGGUACCAGGACUUCACUUCCAUGAAGAUACUGCUGGAUGCAGGUAUAGAUCCUGAUACACAAAUUGAUGGCCAUUUGAAGGCUUUGGGGUUUGCCGCUGCCAUUCAAGAUCAAGCGCUUUCGAUUACAAUGACCCGUCUACUCCUGUCGUAUGAAUCAUCAAUCAACCGCCAGAAAACACUAGAUUCUGCUCUAGUGACCGCUAUCCAAAGCCGCAAAUCAGAACUCUGCAAGAUUCUUCUCUCCGCCGGAGCUCGAACAACACACGAGGCGAUCUUGGCGUCAGUCACUUCAUGCAGUUCUGAGAAUGGGGUUGAGGUGCUCAGAAUAAUCAUCGACGCUCACGAAGACGUCAACGACAUGUUUGACUUGGAAUGUGGAACAAAGACUCUGCUUGGGUUGGCAGUGGAGUUGAACAAUGUUGCCAUCGCCGAGUCUCUUCUUCGACGCAAUGCAGAUGCAGACAUACCACAACAGAUUCUGUUCGAAGACCAGGUUGUUUUCACCAGCAUAAUUGGAUUGGCAGCUCGCAAAGGCCUCAACAACAUGGUUCAAUUUCUUCUAGACGCUCGUGUGGACGUCAAUGCUCCGACUGCGAAGUAUCCUUUUAUCUCCCCAAUUGUACUAGGUCUCGCUGGUGGCCACACAAGCACUGUGGAGGCUCUAGUUCGGAGUGGGAUUCACUUCAAAGCCACUGAAGUUGCGAUGGGGCGAUCGCUUAUUGACAGAGCAGUCGACAGUGGGGAUUGGGAGCUUUGCCAAAUUAUAUUGGAAUCAGGGGAUGGGGUCAACACCGAGGAAUCGUCAGAUUUCUACACUUCCAAGUUAAUGCACAUGUUACACAAACGGGACUUCGACACUGCAUCUAGGCUCUUAGAUCUCGGUGCGAGAGUCAAUGACUUGCACAAUCAGGUCCCGAACACGGUACUCGGGGCAUCAAUCAUGGCCGGGCGUUUAGACUUGAUCGAUCAGACACUCAUGUCGGGGGCAAUGGCAACAGGGCAUGAUCUCAUAACGUCUAUCGAGAACAUUAAAAUUGCAAAGCAUUUGGAAUUCACCGGCAUACUGCCCUAUAUCAUGUUGGGCUCCGGACAGGUCCUUUUGACAAGAUCAAUCCUUGCACGGAAUGCAGAUCUUGUUCGCUAUCUAUUAGUUCACAAUGUCGACAGGCAAUCCAAUCAGACGGUUAAGUGGCAAAGAUAUCUUUUGCAUCGAACGCUGUCGCAGGCAUCUGUGAUGCAAAAAAGUCUCCACGCAGACCUGGAGAAAUUCCUAUCCCCAGUGGAAGCUGCCAUCACCAGCAGAAACACCUCACUCGUUAGAUUACUUCUUACUCGAGGAGCUAUUGUCACCGAAUCGAUAUUGAAUGCUGCUGUGUGGGACUAUCUGCAGACGGACAGGGAUAGUACGCUUUAUGAAGUUCUCCUAAGGAUUCCAGAAGAGUUUUGUGCUCCCACUGCGGUCGCCAUGGCGGCUUAUGCCAACGAUCUUCCUCUUCUACAGCGUCUUUUAACUGCGGGAAUCAAACCGACAGGCGAACCUCAAGUCCUGAGCCAUGCCAAACACGAGGAGCUUUUGCACGGUGGGGAUUCUACAAACCGGUCAGGCAAGCCAGGAUGGUGGCAUGACUGGCCACCUCUGAAAGGCCAGACCGUUCUCCUCAUCCCUGCUGCCAGAGGGGACUGUGCUCUUUUACGCGCUCUUCUUGAUUCAUAUACUUGGACUGCCUCCGAACUUGGUCGCGCGCUCACUAUCAGCCUAUAUUUUAGCAACCUUGAAGUAGCGCAAGAGCUCCUCAAGAUGGAGCCAGACAUGAGCGAGUCCCUCGUGGUUCACGGGACCAGAUUAAUCCCGCUAUGCUGUUCAAUCAAAUUCCAUGACAAAUCUCUAGUUCAAACCCUGCUAUCGCACGGAGCAAGCGUCAACCCCAUCACAACACCCUCCUCAGUAUGCACGCCCUUACAACGCGCCGUGGAAUCCAACAGCUCCGAAAUCGUCAAGACCCUCAUCACUGCAGGAGCAAAUAUCAACGCACCACCGCCAAGUCUUCCCGGGGCAACAGCUCUUCAAAUGGCCGUGAAGGGAGGAAACGUCGAAAUCAUGGACAUCCUCCUGGACGCAGGAGCAGACAUCGAGGCGAAUUUCGGCGCCACCGCCUUACAAUUCGCCGCGAUUAUGGGCUACCUCGGCAUUGUGUAUCGACUUCUCGGUCUCGGAGCAAACAUCAACGCCCCUCGAGCUCAGUUCUACGGCCGUACAACCUUAGAAGGCGCAGCUGAGUACGGACGGAUUGACAUGCUCCAAGUCCUUCUGAACGAGGGCGCCGAGGUACAUGGGGACUUUCGAUCGCAGUACGUGCGUGCUGUAAAGCUCGCCGAACAGAAAGGCCACUUUGCCGCGGCGAGGCUGCUUAAGCAGGCUGGUGGAUGGACGGAGGGAGAUGCGCUACAAUAUGAGGACGAGGUUUUCGAUCGCGAGGAGGUAGAGCGGUUUAAGCAGCAGCAUCCAGAGAGGGUGGCAGACUUGGGGCUUUGUGAUGUUCGUUCCGGGCGACUUUUCGAUCAGGACAAUCCUAUGAUUAGCCGGUUGCAUUCGAGGAUUGGUAGGUGUGCUGGCACAUAUCAGGCUCCACAGUCUCAGAAAGGGGAGCUUAACAUAGAUCAGCUGGUCAGUUCGAACGAUUAUUAA
Messenger RNA from Aspergillus steynii IBT 23096, 3603 nucleotides. Its product is annotated as ankyrin. The record is from RefSeq and is a predicted model, not a curated record. Lineage: Eukaryota; Fungi; Ascomycota; Eurotiomycetes; Eurotiales; Aspergillaceae. The coding region runs from base 1 to 3603 and encodes 1200 amino acids. The transcript has 4 exons. Gene Ontology annotation, molecular function: protein binding.